CACACUCUUUCUUUCGACAUGGAAGAUAUUGUAUCACAAACACACACAAUAUAAAUUGCAACAAGCGUAUUUUUUUCUAUUUUUUUUGCUUGAACGAAAUUCCCAGAUAACAUACAUAUUAAAUAAUUUGUAGCUCAAAUAAAAUUUGAUUAAAAUUGUGAAUUAAAAAUACAAAAUUUUGCUGCACGCGAGAAACAAAAAAAAAAAUCGAAAGAAGUAAAACAAGAAAGCUAAAACGAAGCGGAAGAAAAUAGAGCGUAUGAAAUAGAAUAUGUAUGUUUGUAUACAGCGCACACCUGCCUAAGUGUGUGUGUGUGUGCGUGUGUGUGUGUACAUUAGGCAACAGCUGGUCGUAAUAUUGUAAACAUCAAAACUCUAGCUACAAUUGCCUUCGAUAUCAACAAGUCCAAACUCAUUGAUUAAUUCUGCUCUACAUGCUGGAGUGAGUGUGUGUGUGUGUGUGUGCACAUGUGUGUAGUUGUAUUUAUGCAUAUGCGCUCGAAUUCGCGUCGUUUCGUUAUCGCUUAUUUUGGCUUGCCCAAAUUGGAGCAUGCUGCCGACGUCGUCGUCGUCGUAGUCAACGUCAACGUCAACGCCAGCGUCGUCACAUUGAGUAAGGGUAAGGUCUGUGUGGGAGAUAAGGGGCCAACGAUAUGUCAGCGACAGCAGCAGUCGCUGCACCAGCAGCAGCAACAGGCACAACAACAACAAACACAGCAGCAGCGGGAGCAACAACAACAACAGGAGGUGGUGAGAAGAACCUUUUGUUUGGCCUCAACAAACUGCGAUCGCAGGGCAAGCUGACAGACGUGACGCUCAUUGUGGAGGAUCAUCGCUUCAAGGCUCAUCGCGUCGUCCUGGCCGCCAGCAGCGAUUACUUUUGCGCCAUGUUCGCCGACUGUGCCAUGAUCGAGUCACGCAAGGAGGAGAUCACAUUGUAUGGCGUCACAGCACGCGCCAUGGGACGAAUCAUACUCUAUAUCUAUACAUCGCUGCUCGACCUCAAUGUGGACAACGUGGAGGAGACGCUGGCCGCUGCCACCCACGUUCAGGUCAAAGAGGUGAUCGAACGUUGCACCAUUUUCUUGGAGCAAAAGAUAAGCAUGGACAAUUGCUUGGCCAUUGCCAGCAUGGCGGAAAUCUAUGGCCAAUUGGCACUAGCCGAACGCGCCUAUCGCUAUAUUUGCGCUCACUUUAAGGAGUUUGCGGACAGCGGUGAUUUCAAGGAUGUUAAAAUGGAGCAAUUGCAUUUCAUACUCUCGAGCAAUUAUCCCAUCGAUGUCAGUGAACUGGAGCUGGUGCAGCUGCUGUGCAACUAUGGCCACGAACAGCAGCUGGAUGACAGCGCACUCCAUGAACUGUUGCGUCUGAUCAAAUGGCAAUAUAUUGGCUACGAUGAGCUCAAGUCGUUGUCCAGUCAUCCCAUCAACUAUGCUCUGGUCGGUGAAUAUCUGGCCAAGCUGCAGGAGAAUCGCGUCGUUAGUCGUCAGUCAGCGAACAGUGGGCAAGAGUCCAGCACGGAGCUGGGUCAUUCACAGGGACAGGAACAGGGACCGACGAAUAUGCGCGGCAUGGAACUGAGUCUGCUCAAGAUUGGCGGCUUUGAGUGGAAGGGUCUAACCAAUGAGAUUAUGUGCUUCUCGCCAACCAAAAUGAAGUGGUAUGAACUGACUUCCAUACCACACAUCGAUCAAUGCAACUUUGGCACUGCCGUUCUUAACAACGAGCUGUUUAUCGUGGGCGGUGCCUACGAUGUCUGUCUCAAGGAGUAUAUCCAUCCCUUUGGCUUUCGUUACUGUCCGCUGCGCGACUCCUGGGUAAGCAUAGCGCCCAUUCAGCUGGAUCGGUGUCGCUUCUCGCUGAAUGCCGUGGGCAAGCAGCAUCUGUAUGCCGUCGGUGGAAUUGUGGAGCACGACGACAACUCGGAGGAGGCGCUGCGUCGCAUGUCCAAUGUCGAGCGCUACGACAUCGUCAGCAACACAUGGACGUAUAUGCCCAGCCUGCAAGAGAAUCGCAGUCAACAUGCGGGCGUCGUUGUCGGCGACAAGCUCUACAUAUCUGGUGGCAUCCAUUUGGCAAACAUAUUGUCGAGCAUGUGGUGCUUUGAUACAAAGAGCGAACGCUGGCUGGAGUUGGCACCGAUGCCAACGCCAUGCUGUGACCAUGUACUCGUUGCAAUCGACAAUCGCAUCUAUGCUUGCGGCGGCUGGCAUGAGACGCUACGGGAAUCGCGUGUGCUUGUGGAGCACAUUUAUGCAUACGACAUCAAGACGAAUACGUGGAGCGUUGAAACGAAAAUCCCAGCACCAAAAUUCUAUUCAGGCGUCACCUCGAUGCGUCGCACCAUCUUCUUUGUGGGCGGUCUUGAUUCAACCGAAUCGAUUGAUCGCGCCAGCUCCGAGACAAUGGCCUAUGAUCUGGACACCGGCGAUUGGUGGCAUCGCAAGGACUCGUGGGAUACGCCCAACGAUGUCUGGGAAUCGACAUGCGCUGCCAUCUAUGUGCCCAGCUUUGACUCAUCGUAAAACGACGAAUUUACUACGACUACAACUACAACUACGACUGCCUGUCCCUAUCCUGUGUCCUGUCUCCUAUCCCUAUCCUUAUCCCCCCGUCAAAAUCUUAGAUUGUGAUUAACCUAUUACUACAGUGUACAGUGAACAAAUGUGCCAAGCAAGGCCACAACAACUUUGUGUGUAUAGAAACAGAAAGAGAGAGCAGAUCAACCACAGCACGAACGUUCGAAUAUGUGUGUAACUAUUAUUGUGUAGAAAGCAUAACCAUAACGAUUUAAAUAAAUGAUUUUGUUAGCAAAAAAAUAUACAUAUUUAUAAAUAAAGAAGGUGUGCAG
This is a messenger RNA of Drosophila albomicans, 2851 nucleotides long. RefSeq names its product kelch-like protein 26. Gene Ontology annotation, molecular function: protein binding. Bases 654 to 2525 code for a protein of 623 amino acids. NCBI's taxonomy places the organism in Eukaryota, Metazoa, Arthropoda, Insecta, Diptera, Drosophilidae. The transcript has 4 exons. The record is from RefSeq and is a predicted model, not a curated record.